This is a messenger RNA of Acinonyx jubatus (cheetah), 3140 nucleotides long. RefSeq names its product solute carrier family 22 member 8 (gene SLC22A8). Gene Ontology annotation, molecular function: transmembrane transporter activity. Gene Ontology annotation, biological process: transmembrane transport. Gene Ontology annotation, cellular component: membrane. The record is from RefSeq and is a predicted model, not a curated record. NCBI's taxonomy places the organism in Eukaryota, Metazoa, Chordata, Mammalia, Carnivora, Felidae.
AUGGCGUGUCCUCUGCUUCAGCGAAUCACAGAUUUAGAAAAACUGUGCAGUGCAGAGCCUCCAGGGACGCUGAGGACAGGCGCCUCGCCGCAGCUCUGGUUCGUGCUGCCCAGCGCUGUGGCCUUCCCCAAGCUCAUGGACCACAUGGGCAGCAAGGGCCCCUUCUGGUUCCUGAACGGUCUUGUUGGCCUCCCCAUCCUGGGCCUGGCCACAAACCCGCUGCAGACCUUCACAGCGACCACACCUGCCCACCACUGUCGCCCACCCCCCAGCGCUUCCACGGGGCCCUUGGUGUUCCCUAAGGGCCCAGACGGGAAGCCCGAGAACUGCCUCCGUUUCACAUAUCCGCCCAACGCCAGCCUGCCCAACGACACCCAAGGGGGCACCGAGCCAUGCCUGGACGACUGGGCCUAUGACCCCAGCACCACGGACUCCAUUGUCACUGAAUGGGACUUCGCGGGCGUCUCCAGCAAACUCAAGGAGGUGGCCCAGUCUCUCUUCGCGGCAGGCACAGUGAUUGGGGGGACCGUGCUGGGAAAUCUAUCUGACAGCUACCGGUUUGGCCGCAAGCUGACCCUGACCAGCAGCUACCUGCUGCUGGCGGCCAGUGGUUCCUGUGCAGCCUUCAGCCCCAACCUCCACGUCGACAUGAUCUUCAGCUUCCUGAGUGGCUGCAACACAGGCAUGGCCCUGAGCCCCGUUAUCUUGAGUGUCGAGCGUGUGUCCAUCCAGACGUGGGCCAUCAUAUCAACUUUACUUGGUUACUUCUAUACCGGCGGCCCGUUCUUUCUGACGGGUCUUGCCUAUGCCAUCCGCCAGUGGCUCUGGCUACAGUUAACCGUGUCCAUUCCCUUCUUCGCCUUCUUCCUGUCAUCAUGGUGGAUACCAGAGUCUGUAUGUUGGAUGGUCCCGUCUGGAAAGUUCUCAAAGGCUCUGAAAAUACUCUGGCAGGUUGCUGCCCUCAAUGGCAAGAAGGAAGAGGAAGAAAAACUCACCGUGGAGGAGCUCAAACGCAGUCUGCAGAAGGAGAGCUCCUUGGCCAAGGCCAAGUACAGCGUAGCUGACCUCUUCCGGACACCCAACCUGUGCCGUGUGACCUUCUGUCUUUUCCUGGCUUGGUUUUCUACUGGUUUUGCCUACUACAGUUUGGCUAUGAGUGUGGCAGAAUUUGGAGUCAACCUCUGCUUCCUCCAGCUCAUCUUUGGUGGGGUUGACUUCCCGGCCAAGUUCAUCCACUUCCUCUCCAUAAACCAUCUGGGCCAACACAGCACCCUGGCCAGUGGUCUACUCCUGGCAGGAGGGUGCAUCCUGGCUCUCAUCUUUGUGCCCUCGGACUCGCAGACCCUGAGGACAGCCCUGGCUGUGUUUGGGAAGGGAUGCUUGUCCAGCUCCUUCAGCUGCCUCUUCCUCUGUUCGAGCGAGCUGUACCCCACGGUCAUUCGGUAAACAGGCAUGAGCAUUGGCAACUUGGGGACCCACAUGGGAAGCAUGAUGGCCCCGCUGGUGAAGAUCACAGGGGAGUGGCAGCCCUUCAUCCCCAAAGUCAUAUUUGGGACCAUCACCUUCCUGGGAGGCAGGGCUGCCCUCUUCCUGCCUGAGACCCUCAAUCAGCCCUUGCCAGAGACUAUUGAAGACGUGGAAACCUGGUCCUGGCGGGCAAAGGAACCAAAGCGGGAACCAGAAAUGGAAAAAACAUCCCAGAGGAUCCCUCUGGACCAGGCCUGGACCCCAGCUGAGGGCAACUGAGUCCCCCUUUCCCUGCCCUCCAGAAACUAAUCCUUGCCAGGUCCUUGCCUGCCUCUGGGCUCUGAGGACACCUUUGGGGGGCGGCCGUUGGGGGGGGGGGGGCGGUGCUGAGCACAUCCAUGCUCCUGAACACAGUCUUCUGAAAGCUUGGUUGAGGGCAUCUCCACCACACCGGAGCUCCCAGCCCUGGCCAGUUCAAAGAUUCGGCCACAGGCCUUCCCACGCCCCACCCUUGCCCUCACCCUCCUUCAGCCCAGCCCUUCCCCACUGGCCACCUUCCCCCAUUGUUCCAGUCCCCUUCCUCUGAGGUCCCCUGGGCUCCCUGGUUCAGUCCUAACAAAGACAGCUUCCUCUUCUUGCUCCCCACCCCUUUCUUCCAUGAGAGGGUCCAAUAAAUGGCAAUGAAGAACUCAAGCCAUGCUUGCGGUUCAGGAAUGGGCGUGGAAGGGAGAAGGGGGCAGGCCACCACUUGGACAUGCGCACUGCUCUCCCCCGCAUCCGUACUUGUGUGUAACACGUGGGUGUGGACACACAGGUACAGGCAAGCUGGGCUGAUGUGAACCUGUGUUCGCACGUGGGGGACUGAGGCAUGUAUAGGCCAAGCCUACUCGAGACGCUGCAACGACACGCCGCAGGUGCAUCGGUUAAACCACAAACGUGUCUUCCUCCCACUUCCGGAAGCUGGGAGGUCCGCGACGAUCGAGCUGCUGGCAACCUCAGUUCCUGAUGGGAGCCCGCUUCCGGGCUUGUAGGCGGCCGCCUUCUCAUUAUGUCCUCACUUGGCCUGGGGAGAGAGUGAGAGGAAGCAAGGUCUCUGUUGUCCCUUCUUAUGAGGAUGCGAAUCCCAACGUGAUGCCCCACCCUCGUGACCUCAUCUAUCCCUAAUCACCUUCCAAAGGUCCCCACCUGCAACUACCAGCACACCGGAAGUUAGAGCACCAACAUUAAACGUGGCUAACCUUUGGAAAGGAGCUGGGUGCCGCCCUGGCUUGCACCUUCGAACCCUGUACAUCUUCAGACUGCACUCCGACCCAGAUGCAAGUAGGUGAGAGGAAGCCAGUUGCAGAGAAAGAACAAAGCAAGUGCACAGAGAAAAGGAGAAAAGAUACAGGGGCCCAGAUAAAAAGACUUGGUGAGACUAUUUGCAUUGAUUCUUUUUUUUUUUUUUUUCAACGUUUAUUCAUUUUUGGGACAGAGAGAGACAGAGCAUGAACGGGGGAGGGGCAGAGAGAGAGGGAGACACAGAAUCGGAAACAGGCUCCAGGCUCUGAGCCAUCAGCCCAGAGCCCGUCGCGGGGCUCGAACUCACGGACCGCGAGAUCGUGACCUGGCUGAAGUCGGACGCUUAACCGACGGCGCCACCCAGGCGCCCCACAUUGAUUCUUUUUUUUUCU